AUGGCAGACACUAAUAACCUGUUACGAUUCUUGACAGCCGAGGCAAAACUCCCUUUGGCCGCCGCGAUAGCACAAGCUGCUGGCCUCCAGAAGGCGAAUCUGGUCACCAUCGAGGAUCUUGCAAAGACCGACUUUGACACUCUCAAAGCAGCUUCCGCCACCGACAAAGCCGCAAAGGCUACUCAGGCUGCUGCGAAGCGCGUCUCCAUCAAGCGCAACAGAGGUCUCCCAGAAGAGACUAACGCUGUGCCCUCCAAACGCUCAAGAGUCGAUCCUACCGAGAUCCAGUCUCCUGCUGAUGUGGAAGCUUCCCUGACUCUUCCCACUUCUGAUCUUACAGAGGAUGAUCUUGCUGGUAUUGCACUAACGACCAAUCGCGCUCCUUUGCUGCUCGUCUUUGCUGCCACCUUGAUCAAAUACACCAUUUCUGAUCAACCUCCAUCAUCGUGUUUGAGCCUUGCUCAAGCUGUCACUUCUCUCAACGCACAAGCUAAAGCCGCCAACAUCGGCUUGGGGAGUUCUGCAUCGGCUGAGAAGGAAGGCUGGGGCCAAGGCCAGUCGCAGGUCAAAGUCAUGACAAGAGACGUUCGUGUAUUGAAACGCUGGGGCUACGAGUGGAAGUCACGUUCCGAAGAUACCCUCAAAGACAUCAAGACAGAAGAGUCUGAUCAAAAAUCCUCUACUGAUAUUAGCCACGAAACAUCGACGAUGAAAGAUUCGCCUGCACUACUAGCACUCGAUCUCGAGCAGCUCAAGCGUUUGGAUGCACCACCAAUUGUCACAGCAUCAGCAAGCACCGCCGAUCUCCCUGUAUAUCACGCAGGCCCUGCACGCAACUACAUCUUGAAAGCCUUUGAUCCUGUUUACGACGACAAGGUCGAGACGAAAAAGAGGAAACCAGCGGCUGAGGUCGCGGCCGAACGUGAGGCAAACCUAGGACAUCUGAUCAAGGCUCUCGAUCUACUGUUUCAGUCGUGGUCCAAUCUUGCUUCAGAUGAUCUCGACAAGCGUGCCUGGAGCUGGUACGUCAAGGUGCGACCACAAGUUGAAGCUGGUCGUGCGGGAUGGGGAGCAAAAGGACAAGUCAAGCUUAAGGACAUUCUGGACCUGAGACGA
Messenger RNA from Aureobasidium namibiae CBS 147.97, 1116 nucleotides. RefSeq lists its product as uncharacterized. The transcript has 2 exons. NCBI's taxonomy places the organism in Eukaryota, Fungi, Ascomycota, Dothideomycetes, Dothideales, Saccotheciaceae. The annotation marks the transcript as partial. The record is from RefSeq and is a predicted model, not a curated record.